UUGAAUCGCGCAGCUUAAAUGGAAGGACAAGUGGACGAUGGCCUUUUCCAAGAGUUAUUGGACAACCCCGAGGCAAUCCUUCUUGUAUUUGAUGGCUUAGACGAAUUUAAGGAUCUGGGAAGCUGUACUGCGAACGAAGCCGCACAAUUCGGUAAUUCCCCUAACGAGGAAAUGCCGGUAUCAGCCUUGUUCGUAAAGUUACUCCAAGGCAAACUCCUCCCGGAUGUAACAGUGAUGACGAGUUGUAGGCCGACAGCACUGGAAAGCGUCGAGAUCUCAUAUUUUGAGAGCACUGUGGAAAUUAUGGGAUUUACGGAAGAGAAGGCUCACAAAUACGUGAACAAAUACUGCCAAGGAGACAGCCACACAGCAGCCAGAAUAUGGGAACAUCUCAGCGGUAACCUACACCUGUUGUCUUUAUGUUACAUUCCAGUGAAUUGCCGUAUUUUUUGUUACUUUCUGAAAGAGUUAAUAAAGCCAUCUCCCCCUGACGUAGGAAGCGUCAUUUUACCCACACGGCUGACGGACGUUUAUCAAGGAGCCCUAAGAUUGUUCGUCUUCACACAUCAUCCUGAAUUUCGAGAUAAACCAUUUCGAGGAAAUGAAAGCUUUUCAGAUUCGGUUGAAAAGACUUUGUCUGAUCUCGGAUCGUUAGCAAGAAGAGGGAUAGCGGAAGGACGGUUAAUAUUCGAUAAGGAAGAAGUCGCAGAAAUGACAAAUUGUGGUUUGCUGACCCAAUUACCUGACAUAAGGUUGUCACCAGUAGAAUUCAAACAGCGCUUCAGCUUCAUCCAUUUAACCUUACAAGAGUUUCUCGCGGCAAGGGAAAUUUCGAAGAUGGAUCCGGCUGAACUGAAGAUCUUUAUCACUUUUAAUGCUGAGGAUCCAAAGUGGCAGCUGGUCAUUCAAUUCAUUGCAGGAUUGCUCCAUGGGCAAAAGACGGAGGCUAUCGAGAGCAUUGUGUCUUGUCUUCAUGAUUCCCUGCUUUCAAAGUCGGCAAGCAGACCGUCGAGAAGGAAAGCAUUACUCAUGAUGAACUGCUUGUACGAAUACAAUGACGAGGUCACAGUGAAGAGAGCAGCUUCAAUGCUAAAGCAGAACCGGGAUUUCCACGGAUUCAUUCAGUUAUGGAAAUGUAACGUUACGCCUGUCGAUUGUACAGCAAUUGUCUACUUCUUAAAGCACAUCGAGCCACUAAACUACGUCCUCGAGCUGACUAUCAAUUCCUUGGGAGAUGGCGGUUGUAAAGAACUUACAAAGCUGUUAAAAGAGGGAGGUCCAGUCAAACUCGUGAUACCCGAGAACAAGAUCGCCGAUCAGGGCUUGAUUGCACUGGUAGAAGCUAUCAAUACGGACAGUUGCAAACUCAAAAAGUUGAACCUUGUUUUGAAUACCUCGAUCACUCCAGAAGCGUUGGCUAUUUUAUGCCAGUCAUUGAGAGAGAAGAGUUGUAAACUCACCCAUUUGAAUCUUGGAGGACUUCAGCUCACUGAUUAUGUAUUAACACAACUUUGCGAAUCACUCCAGCAUGUGAACUGCUCAUUGACCCACCUAAGGCUGGCCAUUGAGGAGUUUUGGACUGACGCGCUUAUACUGAAGCUCUGUGAAACACUUAAACAUCCAAACUGCCAGCUAACCUCUUUAGUCAUUUCAGGCCACAAAAUAACAAAUCAAGGAGUAUACUACUUCUGUGAAGCCCUUGAAUGUGAACACUGUAAACUUACAUCGCUUAACCUGACCAGCAACCGAAUUACUGCUGUGGCGUUACCAAACUUGUACAAAGCAGUGAAACACCCGAAUUGCAAACUCUCAACGUUACACAUCAUUUCGUGGAACAUCAAUAACCAAAGCAAAAAGAACAUUGAAGAUGUGCUCAAAGCUGCCCUUUCCGUAAGAAAACAAGUUCCUCAGGAACUAGAACCCUCUUCAAGUUUUAAUGAAAAAAAUCUUAAACUUGCGAUAACUCAUGCAGUCCACUUCUAAUCCUUGUUAUCAACAUUUUCAAAGGGGAGGGGGGGGGGAGUAAGAAAAGGGGCGAAAAAUCACUGAAUCGUUGCAAGGCUUGUAGCUUCCCAGAUGAGAUUUGAAUGUACCACAGGAAAGAGACAGUAGCAGACAAAUACAUGCAUUUUCAAGGCAAUCUUCCCAUUUCUCACCGAAAGGUUACAGAAAACGAAUUGUUGAACCAAUUGUGAGGAUGAAUUUGUUUGAAAUUUCACGCUAGAUUUAUCAUUGAUUUCCUGACUGACUGGUUGAUGAAUCCAUCCAAUAUUUCAGAAAGUUGUUCUAAAUUUCUCUGAGACUGAAAAAAAUUGUCUUUUCUAUAUUUAGAUCAGUUCAAAUGGCCUUGUUUGAGGCCAUUUCUUUCCAGAACUAUACCACCACAAACUGUGUAAAGACUCUAGGAAGGACAUCAGCAGUUUAUUCGCCGAUUCGCGGCUAAACGUCCAAGUUAAAGAUGCAAAAAUAAAUUUUCAAGUCUAAAAUCAUCUUUAUAAAAAGACACAGCACCUAUCUGCGAAGGGGCCGCAGUGAUGAAACUGAUAUAGUGAUAAUUAAUACGGUGCAGUUAUAGCUUCGCACAUGUUGCGUUAUUUAAGGUUUGGCGUUGAAUAAGGGUAGUAUCGCUCUGAGUGAUCCGUCGUGGGGCCAGCCUCCCGCGUAAUUAUGCUGAUAAUAUAUAAGUAUGGCUUAAAUUUGAUAAAGGAAGGCUUCUGAACACUUAGCGGUCGUACGAAGAUUGUAGUAUUGUAAAUAGUUUCAAUUAGACAACUGUCAAUAAAUUCUCUAUUGUUAUUCUA
This is a messenger RNA of Stylophora pistillata, 2801 nucleotides long. RefSeq lists its product as uncharacterized. The record is from RefSeq and is a predicted model, not a curated record. Lineage: Eukaryota; Metazoa; Cnidaria; Anthozoa; Scleractinia; Pocilloporidae. Gene Ontology annotation, molecular function: protein binding; ATP hydrolysis activity. Gene Ontology annotation, cellular component: cytoplasm.